Messenger RNA from Struthio camelus australis, 2789 nucleotides. RefSeq names its product glutamyl-tRNA synthetase 2, mitochondrial (gene EARS2). Gene Ontology annotation, molecular function: ATP binding; zinc ion binding; glutamate-tRNA ligase activity. Gene Ontology annotation, biological process: glutamyl-tRNA aminoacylation. Gene Ontology annotation, cellular component: mitochondrion. The record is from RefSeq and is a predicted model, not a curated record. Lineage: Eukaryota; Metazoa; Chordata; Aves; Struthioniformes; Struthionidae.
GCAGGGCAAACGCCUUCGGCCGUGCCUACGGUGCAGUGGUCUUUCGUCAGCGCUUUAGCCUCUAAAACAUGAGCAUAUUGCAAUUUUGGCAAUAGUUUGGACCCAGUUUCUGCUGGGUCUUGUGACUGUGUAGCGCUCUGAGUGUUGGCUAAGCUUCUUGCCCUUGAUCCCUAACAUAUUUUCACUAUUAAAUUGUGAAGGAAGAUGAGUUCCUGCUAGAAAUUUCCAAAGUUAAGUUCACGUUGACGGUAUGGAAAAAAUUCUGUAGCAUUUGCAGUGUGUCUUAUGAAAGAGACAUUUUCAAGUAUAGCUAGUUUAUAAAUGAUUUCCAGAUCACUUCAGGCAAUACGCUUUUAGAAGGCAGUUAUCAAUGCUUUAGUUUCAUAGUGAAGGUAAGGAUUAACAGCCCACAAGGCAAAUAAGUGUUUCAGUGCAACAUCCCUCCCGACCUACUCACUAUUUAAUGUCAAUUCGCAUUACAGGUAGCGUUGCCCUUUCAGCUCAUAUUUUAAAAUCUGUUUAUUCUGGUUUAUUUAUUAUUAUCUGCUCUGAUUUCCGUAUGGUAACAGGUUUCCUGCAUUUGGGUGGCCUUCGGACUGCUUUGUACAAUUAUAUUUUUGCCAAAAAGCACCAAGGGACUUUCAUUUUGAGAGUAGAGGAUACAGAUCAAAACCGAGUUGUGCCUGGAGCUGCAGAAGGAAUAGAAGAUAUGCUGGAUUGGGCAGGUAUUCCACCUGAUGAGAGUCCUCGCCGAGGUGGUUCUUUUGGACCCUACCAGCAGUCACACAGACUUGAUCUUUAUAAGAGAGCCAGUGAAGUGCUUUUGGAGAAAGGUGCAGCUUAUCGCUGCUUUUGUACCCCUCAGCGCCUGGAACUGCUGAAGAAGGAAGCUUUGAGGAAUCAGCAAACCCCACGGUAUGACAACCGGUGUCGGCACCUAACAUCCAAAGAAGUGGCUGAGAAGCUGUCACAAGGCUUUGAUUGGGUAGUCCGCUUCCGGCUCGAGAAGGGUGUGGAGCCCUUCCAGGACCUGGUCUAUGGCUGGAGCAAGCAUGAAGUGGCUGAUGUGGAAGGUGAUCCAGUGAUUCUCAAAGGGGAUGGCUUCCCCACUUACCACCUGGCAAAUGUGGUGGAUGACCAUUACAUGGGAAUCAGCCAUGUUUUGCGUGGAACUGAAUGGCUUACUUCAACAUCCAAGCACCUCCUUCUCUACAGAGCCUUUGGCUGGGAUCCUCCUCAGUUUUGUCACCUCCCGCUGCUUCUGAACAAAGACGGUGGUAAACUGUCCAAAAGGCAGGGGGACAUCUUUCUGGAACGUUUUGCUCAGGAUGGCUACUUGCCAGAGGCUCUGCUGGACAUUAUAACCCACUGUGGCUCUGGAUUUGCAGAGAAUCAGAUGGGGAGGACUUUGGAGGAGCUGAUCUUGCAGUUUGAAAUAGGCAGAAUUACGACCCAUUCUGCCCUACUGGAUCUUGAAAAACUCCCAGAAUUCAGCAGGAUUCACCUCACCCGCCAUAUCGAGAAUGAGGGGCUACGACAGAAGUUAGUUAGAGAGUUGCAGUUGCUGGUGGAGCAUGCCUUUGGGGAUCAACGUGUGGAUAAAGAUGUUCUAGAAAAGGAUUAUGUGGAACGAGUGCUUCUGCUGAGAAAAGGCCACAUCAGUCUCCUGAAAAACCUGGUGUCAUCUGAUUAUUCUUACUUGUGGGUUAGGCCCUCUGUGUCCCGAGAGCAGCUACAAACUAUUUCUGCAGAAGCUGAUGAAAUAGGAAAACUAGUCACAGGGCUCAUGACAAGGCAGGCAGCUGUUUUGACUGUGGAGGAGUUGAACAAAGACCUGAAAAGCCUCCAGAAGCAAACUAGAGAGACUACAUACAGCAGCAUGAUGAAGCUCCUUCGCUUGGCGCUCACUGGAAAGCAGCACGGACCAAGCGUUGCUGAAAUGAUGGUGACUUUGGGACCCGCGGAAGUGUGUGAAAGGAUGCACAAAGCACUAUCUAGCUAAUAAGAGACAGAAAUGACACCAGCAGCCAUCCCUGGGAUUCAGAUGAUGUAGGCACCACGGGUCGUUGUCCUAGACCCAUAUGUUGCUGUCACAGUAUGAUUAUCUUUGAUCAGAUGAUUUGGGCUUUGGACCAAGCAGGUGUCACCAUGACUUUUCCAGGUCUGUAUCUAUCUACACUUAAGCAUAAGACAGUUUAUACAGGAGAGGAACUAAGUACGGAUUUAAGUCUGCCCUUGUGCUUUCCUCCUGUGGAAACAACCUGAUUUUCAGAUUGGGAUAAAAAGAUUUUUACCUGCCUUUCACGUUCAGAUCCAGACCAUGUGGAGAGCAACUAUGUUAUUUCUGAUACCAGCAUGGUUUUUCUCAAGCAAUCGGUCUCUUUUUGGAGGGGGCCUCACAACCGGGGGAGCUGCAGUCACAACUGAUAGGUCCCCAGCAAAUGGCAGAAGGAGAGGCUUCAGGGGUGAAGAGCUAAUGCCCUCUUAACCACUGCACUGUAUCCUGCCAGCCUGUGUGAGGAGGACCAUAUAGGGGAGAGCCCUUGGCUGCUUGUCCCUGUGAACUGCAUUUGUCAUGUGUAGUUCGGCUAAAAAUAUCCCCACCGGUAGGUUUGUUUUUCCUCUUUUGGAUGGGUGAUGAUGCAUCUCUCCUUUUUAUUUAAUUCUUUCCCCUGUAUGUGUCCCUCUGCCUGGUAAUGGAGGAGGAAAAAAAGGCAGGGAUAUUUUACAAUGACGUUCCGUGUCGAUAGUCUGUAACUCCAUGCUAUAAUAAAACCUGUGGGCUUUUC